AUGAAUUCGAGCAGCCUUUCUUUUAUAACAACCGCGUUCUUUCUAUGUAGCGAAAAUCGUUCCGUCAUAAGCGUUCUGGCCGUACCCCCCCCUCAAAAAAAACUACUAUCUAUGUCUAUUCAUAUCAAUCUAUCUAUCUCUGUUCAUAACUAUCUAGAUAUCUAUGCCUGUUCAUAUCUAUGUUCAUAUCUGUCUAUCUAUGUAUCUAUCUUCAUAUCUAUCUUCAUAUCUAUCUAUCUAUAUUUCUAUGCCUGUUCAUAUCUUCCCUCAAUGGAUUUAACUAUCUAUGCAUGUUCAUAUCUAUCUAUCUAUCUAUCUGUUCAUAUCUAUCUAUUUUUUGUGAUUGUCGGUAGCAACACUUUACUCCUAUACAACACUGUCACUGUUCAUAUCUACCUAUCUAUCUCUGUCUCUGGUCAUAUCCGUCUUUCUAUCUAUCUAUGGUCAUAUCCGUCUUUCUAUCUAUCUAUCUAUCUAUCUAUCUAUGGCCAUAUCCGUCUUUCUAUCUAUCUAUCUAUGGACAUAUCCGUAUUUCUAUCUAUCUAUGGUCAUAUCCGUCUUUCUAUCUAUCUAUGGUCAUAUCCGUCUUUCUAUCUAUCUAUGGUCAUAUCCGUCUUUCUAUCUAUCUAUCUAUUUAUCUAUGGCCAUAUCCGUCUUUCUAUCUAUCUAUCUAUCUAUCUGUGGACAUAUCCGUAUUUCUAUCUAUGGUCAUAUCCGUCUUUCUAUCUAUCUAUCUGUCUAUCUAUGCCUAUAGACAUGCCUUUUCCUAUCUAUAUAGUAUGUAUGUAUUUCUAUUCUUAUCUAUCUAUCUAUGCAUGUUCAUAUCUAUCUUUCUAUCGGAGUUCUUUGGUAGACAGGAUAGCAAUGAAUUCUUUAUCUUCCUUAAAACAUUCAUACCCUGUAGCAGAGGAUAUACGUGUCUGUCUAUCUAUCUAUCUAUCUAUUCCUGUUCAUAUCUAUUAG
Messenger RNA from Acanthosepion pharaonis, 963 nucleotides. The record is from the annotation of a GenBank genome assembly. Lineage: Eukaryota; Metazoa; Mollusca; Cephalopoda; Sepiida; Sepiidae.